GCGAUGCACGUCUCUUGCAGGCACGAGCAGCUCCGCCUUGCCAUGUACCUCUAGCGGGGGCCUGAGACGUGACAGCUGACGGGCCGCAGAGACGGCGGUGCAAGAGGCCGGCGAGCUGAGACGCCGGGUGUGUCGAGCGAGGUGCACCCUGGCGCCAUGGGGCUCUGCUCGCCUGGACGCCUUGCAAUGGCGCUCUUGGCUGCCUCAAGGAGGCGAGCCUACGCACGCUCUCUCGUCUCGACCACCACCCCGCUGCGACCACAUCGCCUCUUCGAGCAUCCAUUCCACGCUCUCGCUCCACGCGGGCCUCGCCUCGCCCCUCGUGCCAACGCACGCUCUCUGCCGCGCCCCGCCAUGCCCAACUGGAGUAGCAGCCACGACGAUGUCCUUGCUGCUGGGUCUCUCGCAGCCUCACUGCAGUGCAAUCGACGUCAGCUGAAGCCAUCUCGCCCUGCCGGCCACGCAGCUCGCUCCUCGCCGUCCUGGCAAGCCUCCUGAGCUUCUUCCUCGCCGGCGUCCUCACUGCCGUCGCCUAUCUCGCGCAUCUUCGGCGCACCUUCAAAGUGCCGGCGCUGCGCCGUGCCAUCCUCUGCAUCGUUAUCGCUUGCAAUGUCCAAGUGAUCCUUGGCUUCUGCGUGAUCGCUCGGCCGUUCCUUGUGCCCUCGCUUGCAGUCGCACGCUCGCAAGUCUGGCUUGUGGCUUUCUGGACUCUCGGCCUCGCCGCACGCCUGCUCGUCGUCGCGUGCCUGCGCAUCUACAUCCGUC
This is a messenger RNA of Tilletiopsis washingtonensis, 765 nucleotides long. RefSeq lists its product as hypothetical. The record is from RefSeq and is a predicted model, not a curated record. The transcript has 4 exons. Bases 157 to 498 code for a protein of 113 amino acids. Lineage: Eukaryota; Fungi; Basidiomycota; Exobasidiomycetes; Entylomatales.